AUGAAGUUCGGUAGGCGGAUCAAAGACUCUCGGUAUGCCGAAUGGGCUGAUCAAUAUAUCGAUUAUUCAGGAUUGAAGAAACAGAUCAAAUCGAACUUGCCUUGGAAUGAUACCGCCGAAGCCAAUUUCAUUCAAUCGUUGAAAAAUGAAUUGGCCAAAUGUGAGAAAUUCCAAAGAGAGAAAUCGGAAGAAUUGAUGAGGAAAAUAACUGGAUUAGAGAAAGAAGUUAGAGGAUUGGUUGAGAAAGCAGGAUUAGAGCAUGAAUCCGGUGAUGAUGUUGAUGAAGGAGAAAGUGAAGAUCAAGGAGGAAACGAUCAUCGUACUCCAGGAGACGUAGAGAGACAUGUCAAAGAUCUAAGAGAUGAUGAUGGAGGAAGUGAUGACGAUGAUGGUGAUGACGAUGAUGAUGAUGCUUCAAGUGACAUAUCGAUCGAUGCAAUCGAAGAAAGGUUUAGGGAAUUAGAAGAAGAAGUAGCUGUCUUGGUAGCGGACGUUCAUGAUUUAGCUUUAUUCACUAAAUUGAAUUUCACUGGUUUCAUCAAGAUAGUCAAGAAACAUGAUAAAUUGACCGGGUUUUCACUCAAACCUACUUUUAACAAAGACUUCCUCGAAAGACACCCUUUCUACAGAAUGAACUAUGAUCCUCUCAUCGUAAAGCUAUCUAAAUUGUUCGAUUUGGUCAGGACAAGAGGUCAUCCAGUCGAAGGUGAUUCUUCUGCCGGUGGAAGCCAAAACGCUUUCGUUCGAAGUACUACAAAAUACUGGGUGCACGACGAAAAUAUCGUUCCUCUCAAAUUGGCAAUCAUGAAACAUCUCCCUGUUCUUGUCUUCGAUCCAAAUAAGGAAUUCUCUAAAGCCGAUUCUGCCAUCACAUCCAUCUACUUCGACAACGAGGAUCUCGAGCUCUAUCUUGGUCGACUAGAGAAGACUGAAGGUGCCGAAGCUAUCCGUAUGCGAUGGUACGGUGAUGUCACUGGAACCACAGUCUUUGUCGAACGGAAAACCCAUCGAGAAGACUGGACCGGUGAAAAAUCAGUCAAAGAGCGAUUCACCAUCAAAGAAGGCAAGAUGAAUGAUUUCCUCGCUGGCCAUCAUACAAUGGAUGAAGAGUUCGAUGCUCUAGUCAAGAAAGGCAAAAAAUCCGAAAAAGAAGUUGAGGGAAUGAAACAGCUUGCAAACGAGAUUCAGUAUGCCAUCAUCACCAGAAAGCUGAGACCUGUCAUGAGAACAUUCUAUAACAGAACUGCUUUCCAGCUUCCCGGUAAUGCGACUGUCCGAAUUUCCCUUGACACGGAGCUCACCAUGGUAAGGGAAGACAAUUUUGAUGGUAACGACCGAACAAACGGAAAUUGGCGACGUAACGAUAUCGGAAUUGACCAUCCCUUCGGUAAUCUCACUCCCUCCGAAAAAGAGCUUUUCCCAUACGGUGUACUCGAGGUCAAACUCGCGACCAAAGUCGGUGAAGAACCUCCUCAAUGGAUUAGGGAUUUGAUCGAUAGUCAUCUGGUUGAGGCUGUGCCUAAAUUCUCUAAAUUCAUCCACGGUUGUGCGUCUCUAUUACCUGAACGAGUGGAUUUGGUUCCUUUCUGGUUACCUCAAAUGGAUCAAGAUAUCCGAAAACCCGUUCAAGCUAAAUCACGAGUAUUGAUCGAAAGACCACACUCAAACGCUCAUUCCUCUACAUCCAAUACUAAUUCUGCAAUUCACUCACCUGCGAGAUCAAGUCAACCUUCAUAUCAUGAACCUGUUUCUGAAGGUGAGGAAGACGAAGAAUUCAUGGUUCAGACUGCGAGAAACGAAGAUGAUUAUCUUCGACUUCCACCUGGAGCAGCAGCUGAAGCUAGAGCAGCGAGGGAUUUCCGAGAACAAAAACUGAGAGAAGAAGCUGCUUCAAGGGCCGGUGCAAGUAGAACUGUCAACGGUAACGGUUCUGCUUCAAAACAAUCUCAACCUACAUCAUCAAAAGCAAACGGCAAUGGAGAUGCCUUCAUCGAUGGAUUGCCAAAAUCGAAAUAUGAUCCUUCUUUAAGAAUCGAUCCUUUAGCUUCAAGUGAUAGAUUCGACAAAAACGUCUCUAUCCUGGAUGCCAAAUCAUUGAAAAAAUUGAAUGAAGCAGCUGCGAAAAACGAACAGGCUAAAAAAGCAAUAGCUCAACAAGAUGACUCUGAAGAUGAGGAUGAUGGUGGUGAAGGACAAGAAGACGAAGACGAUAAUCAAGUCAUUUACGUCAGUCAGUUCCAAGCUCCACCCGGUAAAAGAAUCUCUGUACCAGUCAGAGUUGAACCCAAAGUGGUUUUUGCCGCUGAAAGAACAUUCUUAAAGUGGGCACAUUUCGCUAUUCUUUUAUCGGGAGUAUCGAUAACUCUACUCAAUUUCAUCCCGCCAGACGAUUCGAUCGGAAUGAUCUCAGCUUUACUAUUCACAUUAACCGCUUUACUUGCCAUCGUAUACAGUGGAGGAAUGUACGCUUACAGAAUAUUGAAAUUGAGGAAAAGGAUGGCGAUUGAUUAUCAUGAUAAAUACGGUCCAACAGUCUUAACUGCAGCUUUAAUAGGUAGUGUUUUGGUUAAUCUUGUUCUGAGAUUAAGGGAACUGUAA
Messenger RNA from Kwoniella shivajii, 2598 nucleotides. RefSeq lists its product as uncharacterized. The transcript is spliced from 8 exons. Bases 1 to 2598 code for a protein of 865 amino acids. Gene Ontology annotation, cellular component: vacuolar transporter chaperone complex; fungal-type vacuole membrane. NCBI's taxonomy places the organism in Eukaryota, Fungi, Basidiomycota, Tremellomycetes, Tremellales, Cryptococcaceae. The record is from RefSeq and is a predicted model, not a curated record.